AUGAGUAAAGAUAACAAUUCUAGAUUAAGUAGAACUGAAGAAGGAACAUCUCUACGGGCCACUGGAAUUAUUUCAUCUGAAAACAUUGAAGAUGGCCAAGCCUCUUCAGGGUCAAAUGAAGAUGACAUCAACCUGCAAUGUACAUCGGCCAAUAUGUAUAAAAAUUCAAAUGAAUUUAAUAAAGACCAUAUGUUUGUUAUCGUGGACUCUAGUUGCGUAAGUAAUCCUAGUUCCACAGAAAUAUUAAUUAACAAAAUAAAUGUUCUCAACGAAGUUACUCUUAAGAAAAACCAAAAGAAUAAUGUAAUUCCUAUUGAUACACCAUGCACUAGCAAAGACCAAUCUGAUAUCCUGCCAACACAAUUACACAAUUGUGAAUCUCGAGAAGAGUUGCAAAUGGUUGAGAUCAAUUUACAAAGCGACAAUGAAAUACCCAUAGCUGAUAAUGACGCUGAAAAUGAACCAGAAUCUAUAGUCAUCGCUUAUCUUCGCAACAGAGAAACACUUCGUGACAAUGAUGAAAUAUUUACUACUAGAAAAAAAUCAUUGUUUGAAAAUGUACCGAAAAUGGAGACAAUACUUGAGGAAUUAUCAGAAAAUUCGCUGGAUGUUCAUAUUCCAUCAUACCCCGGGUCUCCUCGAUCUCUUAAUGUUGGAUCUGGUACAUCUUAUACUUCCGAUAUUCACCAAGACGAGCGUUUAAAAGAAGCUAUUGAAUUUCUCCAUGAAGACAAAGAGUUUUUAUUAGCAGCUGAAAUUGGGAAUGAUAAUUUACUAGCCAUUUAUAUUAGAAGAGGAAUGGCUAUCCAACAAGUUGAUCAUCUUGGAAGAAAUGCGCUUCACCUAGCAGUUUGUUCCGGUAAUUUACGGGCUAUUAAGUUACUCUUAGAUGCUGGCGUAGACCCAAAUGUAAAAGAUAAUGUUGGAAUGACUCCUCUCUCCCUAUCAUUAAUGAGAAGGUAA
Molecule: messenger RNA, 963 nt
Organism: Nymphalis io (European peacock)
Lineage: Eukaryota; Metazoa; Arthropoda; Insecta; Lepidoptera; Nymphalidae
Exons: 4
Coding region: 1-963 (320 amino acids)
Molecular function (GO): protein binding
Source: RefSeq, a predicted model, not a curated record